AUGGUUACAAGAAGAAGAAAAGUGUGGAUAAGGCAAUCAAUAGUCACCGUCGAUAAAGAUUUAAUAAAAGCAAGCCAACAACCGCCACCACAUAAAAGGCCUGAUGUACUUAAAAGAGGACACAACUUCAUUACGAAUGUUUCUACCAUGCGUAAUAUUAUUGAUGAUUUAAACGACAAAGAAGAGGCAAUCGUUGAAAAAAAAUUGAACCGAUCUCGAGCCGUUAUUUUAAAUCAGCAGGAGGACAAAAAAGAACAUCAAAAUAAUAUUCAGGAAAAAAAGAAAACAUUAAUUGAAGUGAGUAGGUCAAAUAUGAUGUCCGUGAUUAUGAUGAUGACGACACGGAAAGAAAUGAUCGAGAAGAUGAAAGUCCAGUUAAAGAAUAAAAAAAGGGAGAAAAAGAAAUUACGAAAAGUAAAUUUGGGACAAAUGAGAUCGAAAAUAUCGCAAGAACAUGUUGAAGAAGUGGUAGAUGAAAAAAAUGAAAUUCAAAGAAUCGAUAGCAUUGAUGAAAAAUUAAAUACUCGAACGGAAAAACGCGUUAGAUUUAAUUUAUAG
Molecule: messenger RNA, 558 nt
Organism: Ambispora gerdemannii
Lineage: Eukaryota; Fungi; Glomeromycota; Glomeromycetes; Archaeosporales; Ambisporaceae
Source: the annotation of a GenBank genome assembly